Molecule: messenger RNA, 1188 nt
Organism: Lathyrus oleraceus (garden pea)
Lineage: Eukaryota; Viridiplantae; Streptophyta; Magnoliopsida; Fabales; Fabaceae
Exons: 5
Coding region: 1-1188 (395 amino acids)
Source: RefSeq, a predicted model, not a curated record
AUGUUGGAGGACUAUGCUGAUAUUUUGGGUAUUCAGAUCAGGGAUCAGGUUCCUUUCCGUGCUACUAAGGAAGAACCUGAUAUUGGUGGGAUUUCUCGUGCUUUCUAUCUGAGUCCAGAGGUAGUGAAGGGUAAUUUGAAAGAAAAGGGGAAGUUGCCUGGUUUUCAUCUGAGUUUCCUGGAGGCUAUGGCUAAGGAGCAGUCAGAGAUGGGGAAUUGGGAAGCUGUCUGUGCUUUGGUUGCUGCGAGCAUUUAUGGGAUCAUUCUGAAUCCUAUCCCUACAUUGAUCGGAGAUGUAUAUUAUUCGGUUCAUAACCGGAAUGAGAAGAGGCGUGGGGGAUUGAUUCGAUGCUGUGCGCAGUUAUUAGUCAAGUGGUUUAUGGGUUACUUACCAUCCAAGGGCGCUUUUGUUCUUCUGGGCCAGAAUGUUAAUUGGGCGACCAAACUGAUGGGUUUGAGGGCUAAGGACAUAGAUUGGACUCACAGUAGCGGAGUUGGACAGGAUUUUAUCUGCAGUUGCAGGGGUUUUCCUAAUGUGCCGCUUAUAGGGAUGGGAUUCGCUAUGGAGCUUCCACCGUACAAGAGUGAGGUUCAGGAAUCUGUGUACUUCCCAGUUGAGGGUAAUCAGGAUAAGGUGAAGCAGGAAACUCCUUCUACUGUUAGUAUGGAUGAGUUCUUGGAGAUAAAGCGGGAGAGAGAUCAGCUGCUUACAGAGAAGACAGAACUGGAGAUGAGUGUUGCUCGGGUUCAGAGAGUUAAUCAGGAGCUCAAAGCGAAGAUGGAAGAUCAGGACAAGCGACAUGCUUUGGAAGCCAAACGCUUUGAGAUGGAUACAGCCUAUUAUGGGAAGAUCAGUCAGGCCUUAGCAUCGUCCAACCGGGAGCACGACCUUACAAAGGAGAAGCUGUUCAGAGCAUCCAAGGUGAUUGAGGAUGAGAAGAGGAGGCAAAUCAUUGUCAGGGAUCAGAGAGAAGACAGAGUCAGAGGUCUCAUUGCUGAAUGGGAGGCAAAGCUGCAGGUCAAGGAAUCAGAGAAGCUGAAGAUCAUCGCCGAGAGAGAUCACUACAUGGAAUCAUUGCUCGUGCUCGCCGAGUCGUACCUCUGCACUCAACUCGCCCUCACCGAUAUUAUACCAGAAGAAACACUCCCAGACUCAUGGAGCUUCCAAAUGCUGACAUUCUCGAGCUAA